UUUAAUCAAUUACUUAGUACUGAAGGUCUUUCAAGACAUAAAUUCACUUGGUUACAAAACUAACCCUCGCGAUAUCGAUUCAACAACACGGCAAACACAAUCCUAUCACUACAACCAUGGACAAGCCGGAGAAAACCGAGUUGGUCUACGAAUACACGAAACGACGGAAGGAGUUUGGAAAGCAGCUCCUGUUCGAAGACCAUGGCCCUGAAAUGCGAGCGAGUAUACCAUGCAACCCAGCGCUAUACAAGAACUACAUCCUUCGCAAUCCCAUACAUGCCGGCGUACAACAUACGUGUUCUAUGUCGGAACACUGGGUGAAUUCAGAAAGAACUCAAUACUCGUGUUCAGGCGUCAAUCACGUCGAGGGUGGAUGGCCGAAAGAUAUCAACAUGGCUGACCCCGAAGCCACUCAGAGAUACCGGCGCAAGAUCGAGAAAGACGAUGCGUAUAUUCACGCCGUCAUGCACUUGGGCCAUAGUAUGGAGCACAAUAUUCUCCAGAACAACGCGCUAGACAUGUACCAGAUAUACUACUCGGAGUUGCCCGCCAUAUCGCCGGUGGAAAAGAGCAGUUGCCAUACAGUUAACGUAUAUCGUGAGCCAGGAGCCCGACGGCCUGUGCGUUCGCUCUCAUGGCAAGCGGAAGGCGGAGCUCGCCUGGCCGCUGCUCACGCUGACGUAGACUUGACCAGGGCUAAUAGAAUCCAGCAGUUGUCAUACAUUUGGGACAUAGAAAACGCCAAUGCGCCAGAAUUAGCCAUCAGGCCACCACAACCUUUAUUAGAUUUGCAAUAUAACCAACGAGAUCCAAAUAUACUCGUCGGCGGGAUGUUGAAUGGCCAGGUAGGCUGGUGGGAUAUGCGCAAGGGCGGCGACCCGGUAGGCGUCUGUCCACCAUACGUAGCGCAUCGAGACCUCGUCAGGAACGUACUAUUUAUAAAUUCGAAGACGGGCGCAGAGUUCUUUUCUUCGUCACCAGAUGGCGUCGUAAAAUGGUGGGACACGCGAAACAUGAGCGAACCAACAGAUUCCAUGAUAAUCGACAUUGUUAAAAAUCCAACAGAUGUACCGAGUGUCGACAGAGCAAUAGGUAUAUCCGCCUUAGAAUAUGAACCAACUAUACCAACAAGAUUCAUGGUUGGAACCGAAACUGGGUUGGUAAUAGGCGGAAAUAGAAAAGGGAAAAAUGCUGUGGAGAAACUUCCAUCAAAAUAUGAAGCCCACCUAGGUCCGGUAUACUCUCUCCAAAGAAAUCCUACGUUCUUGAAGAACUUCCUAACUGUCGGUGAUUGGACGGCUCGAGUAUGGAGCGAAGAUUGUCGGGAGUCAUCAAUUUUAUGGACUUAUUCUCACCGGACAAAACUUACUGAUGGAGCGUGGAAUCCGAUUAGGUUCUCAUUAAUUUUAGUCACGCAAUGGGAUGGGUGCUUAUCUUGUUGGGAUUUGCUAAGAAGGCGUAGUGCGCCCAUAGUUACAGCGCAGCUAUGUGACGAACCGUUAUUACGUCUUCGACCACAUGAAGGGGGUCUCUUGGUAGCUUGCGGUAGCAGCAAAGGAACCGUAUAUUUAGCGGAAUUAUCAGAGAAUUUGGGUACAGCAGACAAAAAUGACAAGCAGCUUCUGACUCAUAUAUUAGAUCGUGAAAACAAACGCGAGCGCAUACUCGAAGCCCGCAUGAGGGAACUGAGACUGAAGAUGAGACAAGACAGAGACAACGGACAGCAAACUUCAGAGGGUGACGCCACGGGCGCCGACAGGGACUUGGAGGAAGCUACGGCCGAAUACAUGCAAGCUGUUAGUGAACUACAAGCGCAGCAGAAGACUCCUUAGUUCUGAAUAUUCAAGCACUUCCACAAUAUUAUCCUGUUUAAUUGGCCUUGAUCUAUUUAAUGUCGCCUAUUACUUUACUAUGCCUUUUCUGUUACUGUUUUUAAAAUUAAGUAUUUAAAUUAUGAAAUUAGACCUGCUCUAAUCAAAGUAACCUCUAUUGU
Molecule: messenger RNA, 1993 nt
Organism: Ostrinia nubilalis (European corn borer)
Lineage: Eukaryota; Metazoa; Arthropoda; Insecta; Lepidoptera; Crambidae
Gene: Dnai2
Product: dynein intermediate chain 3, ciliary
Exons: 11
Coding region: 117-1832 (571 amino acids)
Biological process (GO): cilium movement; outer dynein arm assembly
Cellular component (GO): outer dynein arm
Molecular function (GO): dynein light chain binding; dynein heavy chain binding
Source: RefSeq, a predicted model, not a curated record